This is a messenger RNA of Strongyloides ratti, 1383 nucleotides long. RefSeq names its product Neuropeptide F receptor. Gene Ontology annotation, cellular component: membrane. Bases 1 to 1383 code for a protein of 460 amino acids. The transcript is spliced from 5 exons. Gene Ontology annotation, biological process: G protein-coupled receptor signaling pathway. Lineage: Eukaryota; Metazoa; Nematoda; Chromadorea; Rhabditida; Strongyloididae. Gene Ontology annotation, molecular function: neuropeptide Y receptor activity. The record is from RefSeq and is a predicted model, not a curated record.
AUGGAAUAUACUACUAAUGUAGUUGAAUCUUUUGAUAUAGUUAAUGAUAAUUUUUCAAAACAUAAUACAAUAACCAAUGAUAAAAUAUACAAUAAUAGAACAGAUUUAUCAGUUGAAAUAUGUAAUGAAUAUCAAAAUAUCUACAAUAUUUUUAAUACAAUGAUGUGGGAGACUCGUGGAAUCAAAUUUUUACCUUACUUAUAUACAGUUACAUGUAUUAUAGGAUUCCUGGCAAAUUCAAUUAUAAUAAUUGUAUUUUUAAAAACAAAAAAAUUAAGAAAUUUAAGAAAUUUUUAUAUAAUAAAUUUGGCUAUAUCAGAUUUAACUAUAUGUACAGUUUCGGCACCUUUUACAAUCUACCAAUCAAUGAAUUUUUAUUUUCCUUUUAAUGAAAGUGCUUGUAAAUUUAUUGCCUCAUUUCAAGCUAUAAAUAUGUUUGUUUCAUGUUUUACACUUGUCUUAAUUGCAAUUGAUAGAUUUUUUUUAACUCAUUCUCCUAUUUCUUGGCCACAAAAAACAUCAUGUCAUAUUUUAUCAUAUGUAAGUAUAUGGAUAUUUGCUUUUAUUAUUACAACACCAUAUAUAUCAAUGAUAAAAUUAUAUACAGACGAGGCAUUUUUUCCAUCAAGUAGAGCAUUUACUAAUUUAUCUCUUGAACUUUGCCCUAAUGCUUUACCACCAAAUGUCUGUGGUGAAGAUCCAGAUGUCUCAAUAAUAUUACCAUCAAAAGAAAAUAACGAUGGAAGAUGGUUUUAUAUGUAUAAACAACAAAUAUAUACAUUAACAAUUUUAGCAAUUCAAGUAUUACUUCCAUUGAUAAUAUUAAUUUAUUCAUAUACACAAAUAGGUUUUGUAAUUAAGCAUCGAGCCUCCAUACCAAUGACAAUGGAUGCUAAUAGAAGACAUGAAAGACAAAAAAAAUUAACAAGGAGUAUAUUAUUGUUGACAGCUUUGGUUUUAGUAUAUGCAUUAAUAUGGUUUCCAAUGAAUUUAUAUCAUAUAUUAACAGUUUUAGGGCUAAUUAAAUAUUCCCAGAAUCAAUAUAUAACAUUACAUUUUAUUGGAGUAACAUCAGUUAUAAUAAAUCCACUUUUAUAUGGUAUUAUAAAUGAUCAAUUUAAGAAUGCAAUAAAAGAAACAACAAGUCAAAUUUUAAACUCAUUAUGUGGUAUAUUUACUUGUAAUUUAAAAAAAAAAAUAUUUAAACCAAUUGAGUAUGAUAAAAGUAGUAUGUUAUGUGAUUACAAAAGUAGUAAAUAUAAAAGAGAUGAUGAAAAAAAAUUUAAAGAAGUUAUUUCUACUAAUGAAAGACCAUUCUUGUCACCAUCAUAUAAUAAUAAUAUUGUUGAUGAUAUAAAUGUUCAUUCUUCAAUAUCAAUUUAA